AAUACAGACAUGAAACUAGCUAGCAGUUUCCAUAACAAUUACGCUGCAAGUUUCCUACUGAAGUAUCACCAACUACCUCAAUGCCUAACCUAUCAGCCCAACGUUUAUUAUAUGUACUUCGUUUCAAAAUCAUACAUUUAUUGUAAACCCAUUAAACUUGUGCUAACAGAUAUCGAAUUAAAAAACAGAGUUUGAUUCUCAAAAAUCAAAUAAAAGACCAUUCCAACAACCACCUAUAUUUCAAGUCCACGCCCCCCUGCAUCAAGUCAAGCUUAGUAUUUCAUUCCAACAACCACCUAUGUAUUAAAAUUAUACAUUCAUUGUAUACAAUUCCCAUUCUAGCUAUUCAUUGUUUACAAUUCUAGUAAUCUCCACAUAUCUGAUAUUCGUAAUAGUGAAUUCAACAUAUGGCUGAAGCUGUAGUUAAAGUUCUGUUAGAGAAUCUUACUUCUUUCCUCAAAGGGGAAAUUGUAUUGCUUUUCGGUUUUGAAAAUAAAUUCCAAAGGCUUUCAAGCAUGUUUUCUACAAUCCAAGCCGUCCUUGAAGAUGCUCAGGAGAAGCAACUCAACGACAAACCACUAGAAAAUUGGCUGCAAAAACUCAAUGUUGCUACGUAUGAAGUCGAUGACAUCUUGGAUGAAUAUAAAACUAAGGCCACACGAUUCUCCCAGUCUGCAUAUGGCCGUUAUCAUCCAAAGGUUAUCCCUUUCCAUCACAAGGUUGGGAAAAGGAUGGACCAAGUGAUGAAAAAACUAAAUGCAAUUGCAGAGGAAAGAAAGAAUUUUCAUUUGCACGAAAAGAUUACAGAGAGACAAGCUGUUAGACGGGAAACAGGUUCUGUAUUAACUGAACCCCAAGUUUAUGGAAGAGACAAAGAGGAAGAUGAGAUAGUGAAAAUCCUGAUAAACAAUGUUAGUGAUGCCCAACACCUUUCAGUCCUCCCAAUACUUGGUAUGGGGGGGCUAGGAAAGACGACUCUUGCCCAAAUGGUCUUCAAUGAUCAAAGAGUAACUGAGCAUUUCUAUCCCAAAAUAUGGAUUUGUGUCUCGGAUGAUUUUGAUGAGAAGAGGUUGAUAAAGGCAAUUGUAGAAUCUAUUGAAGGAAGGCCACUACUUGGUGAGAUGGACUUGGCUCCACUUCAAAAGAAGCUUCAGGAGUUGCUGAAUGGAAAAAGAUACUUGCUUGUCUUAGAUGAUGUUUGGAAUGAAGAUCAACAGAAGUGGGCUAAUUUAAGAGCAGUCCUGAAGGUUGGAGCAAGUGGUGCUUUUGUUCUAGCCACUACUCGUCUUGAAAAGGUUGGAUCAAUUAUGGGAACUUUGCAACCAUAUGAGUUGUCAAAUCUGUCUCAAGAAGAUUGUUGUUUGUUGUUCAUACAACGUGCAUUUGGACACCAGGAAGAAAUAAAUCCUAACCUUGUGGCUAUUGGAAAGGAGAUGGUGAAAAAAUGUGGUGGUGUGCCUCUAGCAGCCGUGACUCUUGGAGGUAUUUUGUUCAGAAAGAGCUCAGAAAGAGAGUGGGAAAAUGUGAGAGAUAGUGAGAUUUGGAAUUUGGCUCAAGAUGAAAGUUCUAUGCUGCCUGUCCUGAGGCUGAGUUAUCAUCAUCUUCCACUUGAUUUGAGACAAUGCUUUGUGUAUUCUGCAGUGUUCCCAAAGGACACCAAAAUGGAAAAGGAAAAUCUAAUCUCUCUUUGGAUGGCACACGGUUUUCUUUCAUCGAAAGGAAACUUGGAGCUAGAGGAUGUGGGUAAUGAAGUAUGGAAUGAAUUAUAUUUGAGGUCUUUCUUCCAAGAGAUUGAAGUUAGAUAUGGUAAAACUUAUUUCAAGAUGCAUGAUCUCAUCCAUGAUUUGGCUACAUCUCUGUUUUCAGCAAACACAUCAAACAUCAAUAUCCGUGAAAUAAAUGCAGAAGUUUACUUCAUUAGGGGGCACGGUAGUUUCAUUGAUGAGAAAGAUUAUAUACCUAGGAAGCCCAUUGGUUUUGCUAAAGUUGUGUCUUCUAUCUCUCCUUCACUCUUGAAACAGUUUGUCUCGUUGAGGGUACUCAAUCUAAGUUACUUAAGACUUAAGCAGUUACCUUCUUCCAUUGGAGAUCUAGUACAUUUAAGAUAUUUGAACCUGUCUCGCAAUGCAAUGCGUAGUCUUCCAGAAAGGUUGUGCAAUCUUCAAAAUCUGCUGACUCUUGAUCUACGGUUGUGCUCAAACCUUUGUUGUUUGCCAAAACAAACAAGUAAACUUGUUAGUCUCCGGAAUCUAAAACUUGAUCGCCGUUCAUUGAAAUAUAUGCCACCAAGGAUAGGAUCUUUGACAGGCCUUAAGACUCUAAGUAACUUUGUUGUGGGCGAGAGGAAAGGUUGUCAACUUGGGGAACUAGGAAGCCUAAAUCUCUAUGGCUCAUUUGAAAUCACAAAUCUUGAGAGAGUGAAGAAUCAUAAGGAUGCAAAAGAAGCCAAUUUAUGUGCAAAAGGGAAUCUGCAUUCAUUAAUCAUGAAUUGGAACAUGUCCGGACCACAUAGAUAUGAAUCAGAAGAAGAUAAAGUGCUUGAAGCCCUCAAACCACACCCCAAUCUGAAAUAUUUAGAAAUCAAUUGGUUCAGAGGAAUCCGUCUCCCAGAGUGGAUGAAUCACUCAGUAUUGAAAAAUAUUGUCUCUAUUAUAAUUAACAAAUGCAGAAACUGCUCGUGCUUACCACCCUUUGGUGAGCUGCCUUGUCUAGAAAGUCUAGUGCUAUGGAACGGGUCUGCGGAUGUGGAGUAUGUUGAAGAAGUGGAUAUCGAUGUUGAUUCUGGAUUCCCCACAAGAAUAAGGUUUCCAUCCUUGAGGAAACUUGCUAUAUGGGACUUUCGUAAUCUGAAAGGAUUGCUGAAAAAGGAAGGAGGAGAGCAAUUCCCUGUGCUUGAAGAGAUGAAAAUUAAGUGGUGCCCUGUGUUUGUUAUUCCAACCCUUUCUUCUGUCAAGAAAUUGGAAUUGGAUCCAACACCUUUAUGGUCCAUGUCUAAUCUUAGGAAUCUUACACCUUUCAGGUCCAUAUCUAAUCUUAGGAAUCUUACUUCCCUCAACAUUAGCUAUAGCAAUAGCAAUGAAGCAACUUCACUCCCAGAAGAGAUGUUCAAAAACCUUGCAAAUCUCAAAUACUUGAAUAUCUCUAAGUUCAAGAAUCUCAAAGAGCUGCCUACCAGCCUGGCUAGUCUCAAUGCUUUGGAGAGUCUGAAAAUUGAAUAUUGUGAUGCACUAGAGAGUCUCCCAGAGGAAGGGGUGAAAGGUUUAACUUCACUCACAAAGUUAUCUGUUCAAAAUUGCAAGAUGCUAAAAUGUUUACCGGAGGGAUUGCAGCACCUAACAGCCCUCACAACUUUAACAAUUGGUAUAUGUCCAAUAGUGUUCAAGCGGUGUGAGAAGGGAACAGGAGAAGACUGGCACAAAAUUUCUCACAUUCCGUAUCUGUGUAUUUUUUAGUAGUAAUAUUUAUAAUUGUUUCUUUGUUUGUGAGUCUUUUUAGUUCCUCCCAUUGUGAUUGCAUGUAAUUUUUUCUAGGGUUGUUUGUUUGUGAAUUGUGAGUCUCUCUCAUUGGAUGUAAUUUUAUUUUGGAAACAAAUUAACAAUCUAUUUGUAUUA
This is a messenger RNA of Solanum stenotomum, 3611 nucleotides long. Its product is annotated as putative disease resistance protein RGA1. Gene Ontology annotation, molecular function: protein binding; ADP binding. The transcript is spliced from 2 exons. Gene Ontology annotation, biological process: defense response to other organism. Bases 408 to 3452 code for a protein of 1014 amino acids. The record is from RefSeq and is a predicted model, not a curated record. NCBI's taxonomy places the organism in Eukaryota, Viridiplantae, Streptophyta, Magnoliopsida, Solanales, Solanaceae.